Molecule: messenger RNA, 4084 nt
Organism: Tachysurus fulvidraco (yellow catfish)
Lineage: Eukaryota; Metazoa; Chordata; Actinopteri; Siluriformes; Bagridae
Gene: card14
Product: caspase recruitment domain family, member 14
Exons: 21
Biological process (GO): regulation of apoptotic process
Molecular function (GO): protein binding
Source: RefSeq, a predicted model, not a curated record
UCAUCGGAGUGUGUUGUCAUCAUGUCGGCGGACAUGGCGCACGAGCCGCCGGACUUUAAGGACAUGGGCGAAGAGGCGUUGUGGAAUCUGAUUAACGACAACAGACACGCGCUCUGUCUUGGCGUGCGCCCGUGCGUCAUCAUCCCGUACCUGCGGCAGGCGCGCGUGCUCAGCGACCUGGACGAGGACGAGAUCCUCACGUGCCACAAGUUAGACAACUUCAGCAUGAGAACCAGUCACAUGCUGGAUCUACUGCGUAUUCAGGGGUGUAACGGAGCUGUAGCUCUGCUGGAGGGUCUGAUGAUCCACUACCCCGCUCUCUACACAAAGGUCACCGGCCGCAAACCCAGCACCGAGCCCAGCCGCUUCAGUGGGCUGAUAAAGUACUCAGAGCUGACAGAGUAUUUGGUUCGGGCCGUGACGGGGAUGCAGAAGGAGCUGCAGGAGGAGCGACAGGAAGCGGCUCAGCUGCGCUUAAAGUGUGACGACCUGCAGUCAGAGCUGGGGAGAGUUAAACAGAAAGUGGAGGAGCAGAAAAACCUGCAAACUGAACAAACACGCCUGCGGAAGUCUCACGCAGACAUGCACAGAGACCUGUUGAAGCUGAAGGAUGAAAAGUGUGAUCUGUAUGUACGAUACGCUGCAGCAGUGGAGGAGAAAUCAGAUGUGAACAUUCGUUGCAGAGAUCUUACUCUACAGGUGUAUCAGCUGCAGUGUGAGUUGAGGAAGGCUCACACAGAGACAGCGUUUCAGAGACAUCGCUCGGUGAAGAGAAUGUCCUCCAUGGAGACACAGCUGCAUGACGAGAUCAUCACACUGCGCAGACAACUGCAACAAGCCGAGAACAUCACACCAGCUCAGCAAGACAUCCUGGCCCAGGAUUUGGAGGAAGCGAGGGAUCGGCGCUCUGAACUGGCUGAAGAACUGCGGGGACUCCAAGACGAGAACGAGGCUCUAAUGAGGGAGAGAACGAUCGGGGCGGGGACGAAUCUGUUAGAGGAGAAGGACUGUCUCUCUCUGCAGGUACAGAAGUUGACACUGGACUGUGAGAUGUAUCAGCAGAAACGCUCCGUGUUUCAGAACCAGUUAAGCGACCUUCAGGCCGAGCGAGAUCGGGCGUAUCUUUCCCGGGACGAGGCGCAGGCGCAGAUUGCGUGCAGUCUGGCGGAGAAGGACACGCUGAGAGCUCAGCUGGUGGAGCUCCAGGAGGAAAUCUUCACUCUCAGAGCACAGAAGACACAGAGAGGGUUGAGUCAGAGCAGCGUGAGCUCCCUCAGCCUCGACAGCGGUAGAGAGCUGAGCUGCGACAGUCCUCCGUCCAGCCCGAUGCGUCGCGCCCGGCUGUGCCGCAUGAACGCCCUGCCGCCCGGCUCCCCAAACGGCUUCGAGUACAAUAAACAGUACAGUGAUGACGGGUUCAACAGCAACAGGUCCAGUUUGGUGGCGCCUCCGUGUUCCGAAUCCCUGCGCAGGAGAGAAAUGGACCCGGAGGUCAGCGGUUACAGUCUGGAGGGCGAUGAAUCUUUCUGUCUGCUCAAUGUAGACAAUGACUUUGAGCUUCUUUGCAAAGACUUUUCAGGAAAGAGGGAAGCAUCACCAUCUCCUGACUCCCCAGAUACAACCAGUGUGUCUCGGGCGUCUGCUCCUCCGUUCCUUGUGCGUUCUCGUCCUCAGGCUAUGCGCAUCACCGGUCGAGCUCUGACUCUGUCCUUCCAGGGGGAGGCGCUGUUGAGCCAGCUGCAGGUCAUCGGGGGCAACAAGACGGGUGUCUUCAUCCAUAACGUCAUCCCGGGCACUGCGGCUCACAGCGUGGGCAUCAGCUCCGGGUCACAGAUCCUGGAGGUGAAGUUUCAGAAGGAGCAGCGAGCUCUCAGGAUGCAUCUGGAAGAUUCCACCAUGGAGGAGGCGCUGUGGGCGCUCGGGCAGGUCAACGGACCCUGCAGCCUCUCACUGAGACCUAAACAAGACGCCUAUCAGAAUCUUCUCCAGGAGCUGAAGAUUCGUGAGGUCACCUCAGGCGACUCCUUCUACGUCCGAGUGAACAUGUCACUGGAAGGGGAUGGAGCCGAGAUGCUGUCUGUCUCUUGUAACGACAUCCUGCACGUGACGGACAGUCACUAUGGCAGCAAAGGUUACUGGUGGGCGAGUCACGUCGAUAGCUGCCAGCUGAUGGACCUGAAAAGUGGCCGAGUGCCAAAUUUCUACAGAGCACAGAGUCAGUUAAUCAGAGCCAUCGAGGAUCUUUCCUUUCAACAGGCCCCCAGAAAGGUGGAGAAGGCACAGGUGAGACAGAGGGCUGUGCGAAUCGUCAGUACAGCACGUCAGGGCAGGAACCCGUUGUGGGUCAGUGUGGAAGAGGACAACACAAACUCAUCAAAAGAUGAGGGUAGGCACACCUCCAUGAGCCUGAUGCCCUACACCCUGGUGACUCCGCACUACCCCCCCGUGUGCCGUCCCGUCCUCCUUCUUCCCACAAUCCUUAGGGGCAUCCUGCACAAGCAGCUGGCUGAGCAGAAAGGCUACCAGCUGUGUGAGCCAGAGACUCUGAGUGACUCAGAACACACGGUGCGCAUGCAGAAGGGAGAGAUUCUGGAGGAGUGUGAACCAAACACACACCGCUGUUACACUGUGCAGGGAGUCGAGAAGAUCAUGAAGCGUGGCACUCACUGUGUUCUCCCACUUGGGUUGGACUGCGUACGGCGGCUGCAUCGCGCUGAGAUUUUCCCCAUCAUCAUCUUUAUCGCAUCUACAGAACGUACUGCUCGCAGUCUCAAAAAUAAACUUCGUCAGAACUACAUAACAGAGUCUCAGCUGCUGGAGUGUUCAAGGAACGAGGAGCCGCUGCUGGACAAGCUGCCCUGUCUGUACCGCACCGUACCUCCUGAGAGCUGGGGCAGCAGCACCACCAACCUGAUGCACAACCUGGUGCACAUCGUCCAGGAGGAGCAGCGCAAGAUCGUCUGGGUGGAGCCGGACCUCUGGUGACGCUCACCCGACACGACGGCGUGUCACUGAGACACACAACAGAAACACAACACAAACACUACACCCUUCAUCUGUAGGUCACAGGACCAGCCACCACUUUCCCUUCCAUGGUGUGUAAAUAUGUUGGAGAGGUUUUUAACUCUUUGGGGAACAAACAGGUGGUAAAACAAGUGGUAGAUUCCUGCUGAAUACGUCUCUGUCUGGAUGAGAAGAGAAACAGACACAGAUCUUUUAUGAUGUUACACAUCUGCUGUAUGGUGCAUGAGGAACUGAGCUUAUUUCUUUAUUAUUAUUAUUAUUAUUAUUAUUAUUAUUAUUAUUAUUACAAAUAUUUUAAUGUUAGUGAUAAUUGCUGCUGUUGGUUAAAAAAUGCUAUAAAAAUACAAAAGAAUUACUACAAGUGAAAUGGAAAAGUUCACUAAAGUUGAACAUCUUUUUUACUAUUUAGACUAUAAGUAACUAUAGAGUUUACUAUUUAAUAUUUUUAUACCUUUUUCUGUUUACUUUGAAGUUAUUCAGAUUAAUAUAAAGGAUAUGUUAGAGUGCAAUAACCCCGGGAAUGUGUGUGUGUGUGUGUGUGUGUGUGUGUGUGUGUGUGUGUGUGUGUGUGUGUGUGUGUGUGUGUGUGUGUGUGUGUGUGUGUGUGUGUAUAUAUAUAUAUAUAUAUAUAUAUAUAUAUAUAUAUAUAUAUAUAUAUAUAUAUAUAUAUAUAUAAAUACAAUAUAUGAACUAGGGUUUUCCCCUUCAUUAUCACACUUAAGCUUGCCCUAACCUUUAUCACAGCACACACUCCUCAUGCUGUUGGGUUUGUGCUAAUAGAUGGUUGUAUUUAAAAAGAAAUAAUUUCAACAAUUUGUCCCAGUCUGAAGUUUUUUCUAAAGCUGAUCAAAAACCAGAUUAAAAUGUUUACACUGUUAACAUCAUGUCUAAGUGAAACUCCGGACACAUCCGCUGUCUCUAGUGGUAUUUUUUUAAGUAAUUUAAUUUACUAAUUAAUAAAAUCAGAUUUGUUUUCAUUUAUCUAAAACUGAGAACCGAAACAUGUCAUUUUUGUCCUGCAGAUAUUUCUGUUUACCAAUAAAAUCUGGUCUGUUACAAA